AUGGCGGUUCCCCCGGAUCUGACGGGGGAUCAGGGGGCGAAUGCUAGGUUUGCUCCUGAUUGGAGGAUAGCGGUGGAGUUGACGGCUGCUGGAAGUUCCACGAUAGCCGUUUAUGGAUGCUGCUGUCUUUCGCCAAUUCAGCUUGUUGCUGCUUCUGGAAUAAGAAGAGCAGUCGAAAUCUGCAGAAAGGUCAAUGAUAAAACUCAGUGUGGAAUGAUAACGUAUCGUACGCUCAGCGUAUUCUGGCUGAAACUGACACCGCCAGGGGAUACGCCUACAUUCGGUGAACCUAACGUCAGGUUGGGCAGGCUUUGUCCGAGGCUUCCAAUGGUGUCUAACGGAAGCUCACCUUCCCAUCUUGACGAUGCUACCGCAGCUCUGAUACUGCCAGGCGAAGUGAAAAUAUUUGCCCCAACCAAUGCUGUCUUUACCCAUCCAGCUAUGAUAGCUCUUGAAGCAGGCCGUACCUGGGCCCGGCAAACUAGGGCGAGGCUGGGCGUUUCUCUUGGCAGUUCGAUCACCAUCAAUCUGUCUACCAAGUACGGUUGUCUAACCACCCUCAUAAUCACCCCUCCUCCUUCCACACCACCACUGCCGCUCCCACUACCCGCACCGCUGCCACUGGUUUUCUUCGCUGAGGAGGGCUUGCAGAUCAACAGCAUAUCGGUUAGUAGGAAGCAGUGCACUUCCAUCUGGAAAGAAAAGUCAAUAUUUGAUGUGGCAAAUCGAGCGAGCGAGUACAUCUACAUCCAUGUAUUUGAGGAAUCUUAUGUGGAGAUGGUUACGAUUGAUGUUCCAGCUAGGGUAGUCAGGUGCGGAGCACAUACUGUUAAGGAGUUAAGUAGGGAUCCGGGAUACGAAAGCUUGCUUGGAAAAUCAAACAUCGACACAAUUAUAUAUUCUCCAAAAAGUUUCGAUGCUCACAUCACCGUUAGACCACAAAUUUUAUUUUUGCAUGCUUUGACUGGAUGUUACACAUCUGCUCUCUUCAAUAAAGGCAAGGCAAAGGCCACUAAAAUUUUUCAAAAGAGAGCUGACAUCAGAGAUUCAGCAAAAGUAUUCAAUGAGGAAGGAUGCUCUCCAGAUACUAUUUUCACAAAUGGUAUCAAAUCAUUAUUAGCGAUUUAUGGUGCUCCACCGCGCGAAGAAUCUCUUGACCAUCAUCGAUAUAAGUGCUUCGCGAAAUCGACAAGAAAGUCUACAGAAUUUUAUAACGCUUUACCUAUUUCCUAUAAAGGACAUGCUUUAACAUUUAUUAAGUCUAGAUUACAAGGUGAACCUGCCGAAUUUACAGAACAAACUAAUCCUAUUACUAUUGAACAUCUUUCUGCUAUUUUAACCACUAGAUUUAAAGAUUACCAAACUGAAGAAAAUUUGACUCGUCAACUUUUUGAUAUUCAUUCCCAAACAAAAUUGACCCCUUUCGACUUGUUAUAUGGUCACCGUGAACCUCUUCAGACUUAUGAAGAAUUUCAAAAACAACAAUCCGAAAGACGAAAAGAAUUAGCUGACAAAAUUUACAAUAAGACUUUGCAAACAACUGUUAAGCGCAACGAGAGCUCCAAACCUUCCAAAAUCCCUGUAUUAAAAGGCCCUAUUUACAUGACGCUACUAGACGUCCAAAGAAUUUACCCAAAUAUCAAAAGCACGAAACCUACAAUCAAAAUGGAACCCAAAUUCAGAUAA
This is a messenger RNA of Acanthoscelides obtectus, 1686 nucleotides long. The record is from the annotation of a GenBank genome assembly. NCBI's taxonomy places the organism in Eukaryota, Metazoa, Arthropoda, Insecta, Coleoptera, Chrysomelidae.